Molecule: messenger RNA, 5597 nt
Organism: Paramisgurnus dabryanus
Lineage: Eukaryota; Metazoa; Chordata; Actinopteri; Cypriniformes; Cobitidae
Source: RefSeq, a predicted model, not a curated record
AUAGGUGUGCUUUAUUCACGAUAAAACACAGCUAUGACGCUUCACCCAACGGUUCUGUUUAUCUCUGCGCCCUUAGAAACACCCUUAGUAACCAUACGUUUUGGUUUGUUGUUUUUAUUUGAGCUUUCAUGCAUAUUACACAUUGGGACACAUUUUUGUUCAUGGUCAGGGACUAUUUUUUUUCUAGCGGAAGGAAUGCUUUUUAUUGAUUUAACUUCAUGAAAGUUGCACUAAUAUUUUUUUUACUCUAAUAUUGUGUGGUAACCGCUUUAUAAAAGCAAUAAGGUACUUGAUGCAAGUGCUGUAUCGUGAAUAAGUAACGGCUGAAACGCGAUACAGCCAGCCUCUCCUACCUUAUUGCUUAUGCUUACAUAUAUGAGGUUAUAAGCGGGCAGCAGGUUGUAUGACAGAAAAAAGACCCGACGCUAAGAGUGUCUUGUUUUAACAAUAAAGGGGCUUAUUUCGCAACAACAACAUGCUUCCACUGUCCCGCUUAUUACACGGCUUUUUAACUCAUAAUGAACAUUAAAUAUUUAUUUAAUAUUUUAUUUGUUCAUUUUUAACGAAUGCAGACCUUCCGCGAGCAAAACCCGUACUAUCAGUUUUAAGAUAAGACGUUCAACUGUCACGAGCACACUAUAUUUGGUUAAAUUAUUUGUAAAUAUGUCAUUCAUGUUAUUAAAAGACAUAAUUAUAUUUCAUUUUUGGGUAAUAUUUAACUUUACCUGUCAAAAUGAUUUGCAGCAUCCGGGUUACAGUGUGUCGCUAGAGCGGUCGUUAUCUGACUGGAAAUAAAUCUAUAAAAUGGCGCGAUUGGCCAGUCAGAAUCAAGCAAUCUAACGAGACGUGUAAUAAGCCCCGACAGUGUGAUCGGGACCCGACGCGAAGCGGAGGGUCUUGUAUCACACUGAAGGGGCUUAUUUCCCGAUAACUACCGGCUGACUCUACAUUAUCCCGCUUGUUAUAUGUUAGGUGUUAUAACUAAGAAUGACCAGUAGAGGUCAGUGGUGGUGUAUGUAUGAGUAUGUCAUGCACUAGGAAAGAAGUAUACAGUGUGUAUGUAAAAGACUGCACGAGCUGUGCGGGUCUGUGUUGUGUUGCUCUUACUUAUAUAAAGAUAAGUUAUAAACGAAAUGACGUCUCUGUUCUUGAAUGUAAGAUACAACAUAUGGCGACGAGGAUGAAGUUGGGACUGUCAUUCGUUCCUGUGUGAGAAUUGGCAGGAUUUUGGAGUGGAACCCCAUAUUUGCUGUUAGCUGUCGGCUACCACGUGAGAGGACUGGACGAUAAAAUGGCUGGCAUGGUGGGAGCCGUGGCCCAGUUUGAUAGUAAGUCGCAGUCGUGGGAGGAAUAUUGUGAGAUUUUGAAUCAUUUCUUCGUGGCAAAUGAUGUGGAAGAUCCAGGAAAAAAACGUGCCAUAUUGCUGAGUUGUGUCGGAGCACAGACAUACACGAUCAUGAGGAAUCUGCUGAGUCCUGAGAAACCAGGAUCAAAGACGUAUGAUGAACUGGUGAGUUUAUUGACUAAGCACUUUAAUCCGAGACCUAGUGAAAUAGUCCAGAGAUGGAAAUUUAAUUCACGGAACAGGCGCUUGGAUGAAAGUAUAGCGGAUUAUGUGGCUGAGCUUAGGAAGCUAGCACAGGACUGUAACUUUGGCGACACGCUCACUGUCAUGCUGAGAGACCGGUUAGUGUGCGGAGUCAAUGAUGAUAGCAUACAGCGGAGAUUGUUAGCGGAGGAUGGUCUGACGUUUGAGACGGCUUUGCGAAAAGCACAGGCUAUUGAAGCGGCUAAUAAGGAUAUGGCGGAUUUGAACAGAGAGAGAGGACACGUGCACAGUACCACUGUUUUCAAGAUGGAUGCAAGAGAAAAGUGCACGUCAGGUGGUACAGGAACAUGCUACCGUUGUGGUGGAAAUAACCACGGACCAAAGGAAUGUAAGUUUGCAAGGGAAAAAUGUUACAAUUGUGGCAAGAUCGGACAUUUGAAAAGAGUGUGUAGGAUGAAAAUUCGUGACUCUAAAGUUGAUAAGGGUAAGAAAAAUUCAAAAUGGGGGAGAGGAAAAUUGCAAAAAAGAGCAAAUUAUCUCCAAGACCAAGAAGAAGAGGAGCCUGGAGAGGAAGUAUUCACCAUGUACAGUAUGGAGUCAGAUAUACCCCAUGUAUCCCCUAUAACACAAAUGUUGUCCGUAAAUGAAUGCUUAGUGAAAUUUGAGAUUGACACAGGUUGCAGUGUGACAGUUUUAUCACAAGCAGAACAUGCCAAAUUGAAUGCUAAAAAGAAACUACCUCUGAUUAUAAGCAAGGUCAACCUCAAAACUUACACAGGACAGCCAGUGAACAUUCUGGGUACCACAAAAGUCAAAGUAAAAUACAAAGGUAUUACCAAAGAACUAACGGCAAUCGUGGUGGCUGGAGCAGGACCGAAUCUGCUGGGACGCGCAUGGCUCACAGAGUUAAAACUCAGCUGGGAGAACAUCAACCAAAUAGAAAAUAGUUCUGAGAGGUUACAAGACAUUCUGAAGGCACAUGAAACAGUUUUCAAAGAGGAACUGGGAACACUAAAAGGAACCAAGGCAAAGAUUCAUGUUUCCAGUGAGGCAAAACCCCGUUUUUUCAAGCCAAGGUCGUUGCCGUUUGCAAUGAAAGAAAAGGUUGAAGUCGAGUUGGAUCGCCUAAUAAAGGAAAACAUAAUAGUGCCUGUGAAAUUUUCAGACUGGGCAGCUCCAGUAGUGCCAGUAUUAAAACCAGAUGGUUCAGUGAGAUUGUGUGGAGAUUAUAAAGUGACCAUAAACAGAGAGUCUUCACUGGAACAGUAUCCCAUUCCAAGAGUGGAGGAUAUGUUUGCAGUUUUGUCGGGAGGAGACAAAUUUAGCAAAUUAGAUAUGAGUCAUGCAUAUCAGCAAAUUGUUUUGGAUGAAGAGUCAAAACAGUAUGUGACAGUAAAUACUCACAAAGGUCUGUUUACCUACACCAGAUUACCUUUUGGUGUCAGCUCAAGCCCAGCAAUCUUCCAGAGGACCAUGGAAGCCAUACUAAAAGACAUUCCUAAAGUUGUGGUAUACCUGGACGAUAUUUUGCUUACUGGGAAGGACGAUUUGGAGCAUUUGAGGACGCUAGACCAAGUGUUGUAUCGGCUGGAGGAGGCCGGUCUGAGGUUAAAACGGGGAAAGUGCAACUUUAUGGAAAAGGAAGUCACAUUUCUUGGACAUAGAGUGGAUGCCACAGGGAUUCAUCCUGUCCCUGAAAAAGUUCAGGCAGUUAAAGAGGCACCAACACCAACUUCAGUAACAGAGCUUAAAGCUUACCUGGGACUGUUGAAUUAUUAUAACCGUUUUCUGCCAAAUCUCUCAACACUUUUAGCACCUCUGCACCAACUGUUAAAGAAAGAUGUCCCCUGGUGUUGGAAAGCGGAACAAGAGACAGCUUUUCAGCAAUCUAAAGAGUUACUGCAGUCAAAUCAAGUUCUGGUACACUUUGAUGCACAAAAAGAACUGAUACUUGCCUGUGACGCUUCACCGUUUGGAAUAGGAGCGGUGUUGGCACACCGGAUGCCAGAUGGAACAGAACGACCCAUAGGGUUUGUUUCACGAACACUUUCAAAGGCUGAAAAAAACUACUCGCAGCUCGAUAAAGAGGGACUUGCUGUAGUGUUUGGAGUAAAAAGGUUCCAUAAGUACUUGUAUGGACACAAAUUUGUAAUUUGUACAGAUCAUAAGCCUCUAAUCAGUCUCUUAAAUGAGCUCAGAUCGGUGCCACAAAUGGCUUCGCAACGCAUAAUGAGAUGGGCCGUGCUGUUAGGUGCUUAUGAAUAUGUGAUUACAUACAGAGCUGGAAAAGACAACGGAAAUGCGGAUGCUCUCAGCCGAUUUCCCCUUCCAGAAAACCAUGAGAAACUGAGUAAGCAGGAGCAAGUUUUCAUGCUGGAAAAAGAGGUGAGCUCAAUCACGACAUCAGAAAAUAUCAAGUAUUGGACUGCCAGAGAUCCUGUACUGUCUAGAGUUCGUGAGUAUGUUUUGAAAGGGUGGCCUGAUCACAGUGAUUUACCUGAUUUUGCACCUUAUAAGAAAAGACAGCAGGAGCUUAGUGUGCAAGAUGGGUGUGUACUGUGGGGAGCACGCCUUAUCAUUCCUGAGAAAGGACGUGCAGUGAUGUUAGACCAACUACAUCAGUGUCAUCCAGGGAUGUCGAGGAUGAAGGGCCUGGCGAGGAGCUACCUGUGGUGGCCUAACCUGGAUGCGGACAUAGAAUCUAAAGUCCGAAGCUGCAAAAUAUGCCAGGAACAGAGAAAAGCUCCUGUAUGUGCACCACUUCAUCCGUGGGAGUGGCCUAGGAAACCCUGGAGACGGGUGCAUAUGGAUUAUGCUGGCCCCUUUAUGGGUAAAAUGUUUCUCAUCUUAAUAGAUGCACAUUCUAAGUGGAUAGAUGCAUACCCCCUGAAUUCAGCAACGACAGCUGUCACUCUCGAGUGUCUGAGGAAUAGUUUCAGUGUGCACGGCAUUCCUGAAGUCAUGGUGUCAGACAAUGCUCAGUGUUUCAUGAGUGAGGCAUGUAAAGAAUUCAUGUCCAGGAACGGAAUAACACAUGUGACUGCUGCUCCGUAUCAUCCGUCAUCAAAUGGCUUGGCUGAGCGAGCUGUACAGACUCUGAAGGACCUUUUAAAAAAAUGCUCAGGGGAAACCAUUGAGACCAAGUUACAUCGGGCCUUGUUCAGUUAUCGAAUAACACCUCAGUCUACAACAGGUUUAUCACCUGCAGAAUUGAUGAUGGGCAGAAAGUUGAGAUGCACACUCGACAGAAUACAUCCUGAUCUCAACAACAAAAUUGAAACAAAACAACAGAGUCAGAAAGAGCAUCAUGAUAAACAUGCUAAGUCCAGAUGUUUUGAAGUGGGAGACGCCGUGUAUACCAGGAAUUUUGGUUAUGGACCAAAAUGGGUGCAGGGAGAAAUUACAGAGAUCACAGGACCUGUAUCAUACAGAGUGAGUUUGGAAAAUUCUCAAGUGGUACGUCGUCAUGUCGACCAGUUGUUCAGUCGGCAACAGGAAGAGGUUUCAAGUUCUGAAAUUGUUUCCCAAGCUGAUAUUCUGGUUCAACCGCAAGAGCUGGUAGAAACUGUACAUUCUGAUGCCAUAGACCCAGAACCAAUAGUUACGAUACCAGAGUUGGUUGAUACUGGACAGACAAAGCAGCCUGUGAGUUCACAAACGGGAUGUGUAAGACGUUCAGUAAGAGAAAGAAAAGCACCGGAAUAUCUCAAAGACUUUGUGAAAUCAUAACACAAAAACAGAUGAACACAUGAAAACGUUUCAACAUAAGGUGUUGAGCUGUGUCAUAAAGUUAUGUUAAUGUUGUUUAUAAUACAUUUCUAUAUAUUUAUAUGUUGGAAAUUAUUUCAGUGGUUGUUUUCAUGUUAAGGGGGGAAGGAUGUUAUAUGUUAGGUGUUAUAACUAAGAAUGACCAGUAGAGGUCAGUGGUGGUGUAUGUAUGAGUAUGUCAUGCACUAGGAAAGAAGUAUACAGUGUGUAUGUAAAAGACUGCACGAGCUGUGCGGGUCUGUGUUGUGUUGCUCUUACUUAUAUAAAGAUAAGUUAUAAA